Molecule: messenger RNA, 1167 nt
Organism: Candidozyma auris
Lineage: Eukaryota; Fungi; Ascomycota; Pichiomycetes; Serinales; Metschnikowiaceae
Gene: ETR1
Product: enoyl-[acyl-carrier-protein] reductase
Exons: 1
Coding region: 1-1167 (388 amino acids)
Biological process (GO): fatty acid metabolic process
Cellular component (GO): mitochondrion
Molecular function (GO): trans-2-enoyl-CoA reductase (NADPH) activity
Source: RefSeq, a predicted model, not a curated record
AUGUUUGUGCCAACGGUUGCAGGUAAAAGAUUCUUGACUAAUCAAUUGCGUAAAUCACCUCAAUUCACAAGAAUGCUCACUUCCCACGCAGUGAUCUUCUCUUCUCACGGAGAGCCCAAGGACGUCUUGAAGACCCACACCUACGAGAUCGACGAGAACAAUAUCAAGCCCAACGAGAUUGUGCUCAAGACAUUGGGUGCUCCUGUCAAUCCCUCGGACAUCAACCAGGUGCAAGGCGUUUACCCUAGUCAGCCCGAGAAAACCACUCAAUUGGGUACCUCAGAGCCUCUGGCAGUUGGAGGUAACGAGGGGCUUUUUGAGAUUAUCAAAAUUGGCUCUGACGUUAAGGGUUUCCAAGUCGGCGAUUGGGCAAUUCCUACUAGUGUCAAUUUCGGCACCUGGAGAUCGCAUGCCUUGUGUGAAGAGGGUAAGAUGAUGAAGGUGCCCAAUCCAGAGCAGCUGAAGCAGGCAGGCAAGAAACAGGGGCUUACAAUCAACCAAGGCGCUACUCUCUCAGUAAACCCCUUGACUGCUUACUUGAUGUUGACCCACUACGUGAAAUUGACCCCGGGCAAGGACUGGUUCAUUCAGAACGGCGGUAAUUCGGCUGUGGGCAAGUUUGCGUCGCAAAUCGGCAAGCUUUUGGGUAUUCACUCUAUUUCGGUGGUGAGAGACAGACCCGAGAUCGAAGAGCUCAAGAAGGAGUUGAAGGAAGUGUGUGGAGCUACUCAGGUGAUUACCGAGGAACAGAACAACUCUAAGGAUUUCGGGCCCCAGGUGAAGCAGUGGGUCAAGGAGACUGGCGGGGAGAUCAAGCUUGCUUUGAACUGCGUGGGCGGCAAAUCCAGUGCUGGAGUGGCUCGCAAGUUAGCGCCUAACGGGUUGAUGCUCACCUACGGCGGAAUGUCGUUCCAGCCCGUGACGUUGCCCACGUCGUUGCACAUUUUCAAGAAUGUUACCAGUGCUGGUUUUUGGGUUACUGAGUUGUUGAAGAGCGAUCCAAACUUGAAAAGGGAAACCGUUGACAAGAUUGUAGAGUGGUACACCAGCGGAGAGCUUUUGGACGCUCCUCUGAAGGAAAACCAGUGGGGCGACCAGGACUUGGCUCAGGUGUUCAUUGACGCCGUGGCCAACUCCAAGAGCGGCAAGCAACUCGUGAAAUUCUAG